AUGGAAGACUUGAUAGAGAAAGUGCUAUCCUCUCAGCAGAGUAUGAGGAGCGAAAUGCAGUCACGCAGCGAAGUGGUUCAGGGAAUGCAAUGUGCUCAGAAGGAACAAAAGGCUAACAUAGAUAUGCUGAACAAGCAACUAUCCCAGUUGGCAACCUCGGUGGGUGAGUUAAGGGGAAACUCAGGAAAACUCCCUUCGACAGUCCAUAUACCGGAGAAGGCAAAUGUAAGCAAGGUCACCCUGCGGUCUGGAACAGCAUACAAUGGGCCCGAGAUGAAGGAGGCAGAGAAAGGGUUGAGUGAGGAUAAGAGAGAAGAAAUCCUACUGCCUAUGGGGAGGACCCACAAUAAAAUCGGGUCAACAACUGAACCCUCCACUGAAGCAGGGAAGAAAGAUUCCGAAGGAGCCGUAAAAAUUCCGAAGGAGGUAGUGAAGGGGAAAAAACCAUUCCCCUAUCGUUUCUUAACAAAAAGGAUGAAAGAGGACCAUGUGGAUUAUCUAUCCAUAUUCGGGAAGCUGGAUGUCACCAUACCAUUCCUCCAAGCCGUGAAGCUGCCGCCAUUGGGGAAGUUCAUUAAAGAAUUCAUAGCAGGAAGGGCGAAAGAGGAUGGGAAGAUCGUGGUGGAAGGAAUAACAUCCGCAAUAGUCCAGGAGAAGCUCCCACCCAAGAGAGCCGACCCAGAUAUGUUCACUUUACCCAUAACCAUUGAGGAUGUUAGAAUUGAGCAUGCAAUGUGUGAUUUAGUGGCAUCCAUAAAUGUUAUGCCUUAUGCAAUCUAUAAUCGGUUAAGGGGAGCUAAGUUAACAAAUACUAUGGUCCUAAUUCAACUAGCUGAUAGGUCUUGCAUAAAUCCUGAAGGAGUGUUGGAAAAUGUACUCGUAAAACUGCAUGAUUUUUGUUAUCCUGCCGACUUCUAUGAGAUAAAAAUGAGUGAACCCGAAUCUAGGGAGUCUAGUGGGAUACUUUUGGGCAGACCCUUUUUGAGGACAGCGAAAACUAUUGUUGAUAUGGCCGAGAGGACAAUAUGCAAAGAUUUUCAUGGGAAAAAAUUUACUUUUAGCAUUGAUGAAGCCAUGAAAAAACCUAUUGACUUUGAAAAUUUAUGCUAUGUUGAUGUGAUUGACCCCCUAGUCCAAGAGUAUCUUGAGGCUGAGCUAUUGCAGGAGAAAAUGCAGGCUUUGGAUGUUUAUGAACAGGCCGACGUAGAAGCCGCAGCAUGGUGA
Messenger RNA from Salvia hispanica, 1224 nucleotides. RefSeq lists its product as uncharacterized. NCBI's taxonomy places the organism in Eukaryota, Viridiplantae, Streptophyta, Magnoliopsida, Lamiales, Lamiaceae. The record is from RefSeq and is a predicted model, not a curated record.